AUGGAAACCAAGAGCACAGCCAAAGGAGUCACUCUGUAUCGCGAACGUUUUCGUUUCGGAACAGCGAGCUCGCCCGAAACCAGAUCCGAAUUUCACGAUUUGGACCCAACAGUCGUGACGUCUGACGCAGUUCCGUUGACAGACUCGGCCUACAGUACAAAAGCACAAAUACCAACGACUGGUGAGCCCGCAAAUCAGCACUACACACACACCACGAUGUCCACGAUGUCCAUGGAGCCCAGAUCACAAGUAGCUGCGCUCAACGCGUUCCCACCAGCCAAGAGGCCGGCCAGACCCGCUGCGAGCACGGGAACCUCGUCUUCCUCGUCGUCGUCGUAUAGGGCCGACCCCAGACGUUUGUCCUCGGAGGAGAUCAUCAACGAGAUGGAAAAGGAGCAAGACGCCAUUGUGGUGCGACUGCUGCGCGAAAUAGACCAGCUCAAGGACGAAAAUAACCGUCUGCGCAAAAACCUAUAUGCUGUCCUCAACAGCGACCCACACACUCCAGCUCACUCUGCAAACACGCUCCCAUACCUUUCGAGACGUUCGUCGAUCAACAGCAACAGCAGCAGCGGCAGCAGCACCAGCAACCCUGCUGCAAGUCACAGCAACAUCAACAUCAACACCAACACCAACGGCAGCAGCACAAAUGCCACUAGUAGUCUUGCUAGCACCAGCGUGCUGGCUCUGACCCCAACCGGCACGAGUCCCGCCCCAUCGCGUAGGCCGUCGUCCUCUGCAGCGCCCAUCGACACACUGACGCCUACACUGCUGCUACAGCGGAAACGAAACUCUGUGCCGUCCCCUGUGCCUCUGACGCCCAAGAAGAGCGACGAAUUCGCUCAUUUGUAUUCUCCGAUUCCGGUUUCAAAUCUGAAUGUCCCGGAGGCUAAUCUGGAUCUCACUGGGUCUUCCGGAUUCCGCAGGCGACGCUCGUCGAUGAAGUCGGCUGAGGGGUCCAACAAGAUACCAAGAUCAACGCGAUGA
Molecule: messenger RNA, 987 nt
Organism: Lachancea meyersii CBS 8951
Lineage: Eukaryota; Fungi; Ascomycota; Saccharomycetes; Saccharomycetales; Saccharomycetaceae
Source: the annotation of a GenBank genome assembly